Polychytrium aggregatum is the source of this 2485-nucleotide messenger RNA. Its product is annotated as sulfate transporter family-domain-containing protein. NCBI's taxonomy places the organism in Eukaryota, Fungi, Chytridiomycota, Chytridiomycetes, Polychytriales. The record is from RefSeq and is a predicted model, not a curated record. The transcript is spliced from 6 exons. Gene Ontology annotation, biological process: transmembrane transport. Gene Ontology annotation, molecular function: sulfate transmembrane transporter activity. Gene Ontology annotation, cellular component: membrane. The coding region runs from base 147 to 2324 and encodes 725 amino acids.
CGUCUUCUCCCACGAGCCCCACGUUCGCCUCCUGCCCUUGGUCUCGCCCUUGCAAGCCCUCGUCGCAUAAAUCCUACUUGGCCCGCUCAACCAAGGGCCUUCACCGCCUCGACCCGACCCGACCCUCGCCAGCAAGCUCGACAGUCAUGGUUAGCCAGGCGCUGCGCAAGCGCUCCAGCCGCCUCAGCACCGUCACGACCGACCAACGCCGCCAGGCCAUCGCCUCUAUCCAUGAAUCCUACGGCAGCCACCAGGUCGGCGCCUUGGAAGAAAAGCUCCGGGCUCUUCGCAGCAGCUUUACCCGAGAGCACAUCCGCUCCUGGGUCUACACUUCGUUUCCCAUCAUCCCGCAGAUCCUGUCGUACAAUCUAAAGCUCUUUGGCGAAGACAUUGUUGCUGCCGUGACCAUCGCGUUUGUCCUGAUUCCGCAGUCCAUCGCCUACAGCACGCUUGCUCAGGUUCAGCCGAUUCGUGCGCUGCUCUCGUCCGUCUUCCCAGUCGUUAUCUAUGCCAUCUUUGGCCAGUCGCGACAACUCUCCGUUGGCCCAGAAGCUCUGUCGAGUGUUCUCGUCGGCGUCACUGUGCUGCAGGAGUCGCAAAACGGCUACAGCACGGACCAGCUCGCCUCCAGUCUCGCCUUUCUGGUUGGCGUCUUUCUGCUCAUCCUCUCGGCCCUGCAAGCCGGCUUCAUCGACAAUAUCCUGUCCGGCUAUUUGCUGACUGGAUUUGUCACGGGUGUAGCAUCUUUGAUCAUGGUCGAGCAGCUUCCCGAACUGCUCGGCAUCAACGACCAUCCCGCUGGCGAGCUCUCGACCAUCCAGAAGCUCACCGAGGUGUGUAACUACCUGUCGACGACCAACUUCAAGACCCUGGCCUGCAGCAUCGUCAGCAUCGCCUUCCUGCUGAGCAUCCAAACGAUCAAGAAAAAAUACGGCCACAAGAGCGGUGCCCUUCGUCUCAUGCCGCAAAUCCUGCUGCUUGUUAUCAUCAUGAUCUCGGUCUCGGCCGCGGCCGAUUUCAACUCAAUGGGAAUCCACAUUCUGGGUCGGUUCAACAACCAAAUCUCGCCGCCGACCCUGCCGCCUCUCAGCUUUCCCAUGAUCCAGCGACUGGUCUAUCCAACCAUCAUCCUGACCAUCGUCGGGUUUGUCGAGUCCCAGACGGUCACAAAGAAGUUUGGUCUCAAGAACGAGUAUUCGCCCUCGGGUAACCGCGAGCUCUUUGCCCUUGGCAUAGCCAACCUCGUGGGAUCAUUUAUGGGAUGCUAUGUCACCUUUGGCUCGCUACCCAGAUCCAAGAUCUUGGCGGUGGCUGGUGGACGCACCACUCUCGCGGGCCUCUUUGCAGCGAUUCUGGUGCUGAUAGCGUUCGUCACGCUGGUCCCGGUGCUCCAGUUCCUGCCCAAGAGCACACUGGCGUCCAUUGUGUUUGUGGCUGCAUACAACCUGAUCGAAUGGGGCGAGAUUAUCUUUGUGUUCAAGAUUCGGGGCUGGAUCGAGGUGGCCCUGUUUCUGAUUGCCUGGGCCCUCACCCUGGCCACGACGAUCAGUGAUGGCAUUGUGCUGUGCCUGCUCCUGGCCUCUCUCAUCAUCUUCAGACACACCACCAUCGUCAACAUGUCCGUCCUCGGUUGGGUGCCGAACGGCAUCACGAACGACAGUGGCUACUUUGUCGACACCAAGGAGCACCCUGAGGCUGAGUUGUUUGACAAUGUCCUGAUCAUGAAGAUCGAGGCACCGAUCAUGUUUUACAACUGCGGUACCCUCCAGCGCAAGAUUGACUUGCUGAUCCGAGCCGAACAGAAACUGGCGCUGCAGCACGCCCGCGAGGUCAACCCAGUGUUGGUUGGUGGCGACAGCACACUUGGCGGAGACACAGAUCUGCGCGGCAGCGACACCGAUCUCGGCACCGUCCAAGUCACUGGUGACGACCACGGCGGACAUAACCCGCACUACAUUUUGAUUGAUCUGAAGAACAGCACCGACAUGGACUCGGCGGCAAUCCAUAUGCUCAAGGUUAUCACACGCUCGUUCAAGCGACGCAAGUUCCCCAUCUACUUUACCGGUCUGCACGAUUUCCACAUUGUGCUCUUCCGGCGCUCGGGGCUCCUGGACCUCGUUGGAUCGGAGCACAUCUUUGACACGAUCCAAGAGGGCAUCCACGCAAUCGACCGGGAGGUCGAGGAGGAAGAGCGAGCCAGGGGCAACAACCCGCCUACCAAUCCGUUCGACCAGCCCGACGACGAGCCGGAGGACAAGGAUGCCGCUGCCGGCAACAGAGUCAUGCUCCAGCUCGGCCACGCUGUCACAAUCACACCAAACUAGCGGGUUUGCAUCCUGGCAUUCGGCGGGUGGAUUGCUCAAAGAUCCCGGGUCGUGGAUUCCUCUGAUGCGAGAGCGGGGGGUGAGGAGAGACGGGCAAAGUCCGUGCUUUCUCGUAUCUGUGGACUGGCCUGCAAUAGGACACAUUUGCACGUUCCAGAGGA